GGGUGUAUGGAGCCUUGGUUCUCCUCACAUGCUGCUGAGCAACGCUGCAAAGGAGGAUUUCAAGGACUGGCACCUGAAAAUUAAUGACUUGCAGAGGGGCAUCCAAGUCCUAGCCAGAAAAAAGAUAGAUGGAUAUUUCUAUCGAGGUCACAUCAUCCAACACAUGGAGGGCUCUAGAGGACACAUUCUAAUUGAGUUCGAGAGAUCCAAAAAGGCUCCCAAAGUUAAAGCUGACUUUCGCAUGCAAGAAACACCACUCUAUGAUGUCGUCCAUCAUGAGGAUGGCAGGUGGCAGCCAGUGGCUGUGGGAGACAGAGUCCUGGCGCCAUGGGAGAAGAAGGGUGAACGAUACGGCCCAGGCACUGCCCUUCAGGUCACAGAGACUGACUCGUCUCAUUCAGCCUUUAAAAACAGUGAAGUGCUGGUAAAUUUCUGGAACGGUAAGACAAAGAAAGUGCCCUCAGAUAUUGCUGUGAAGAUCCCUCUUCCUCUGAGCGAACGCAUCAUCCUGGAGCUCCAGAUGCCAUUAGCAGCCAGGCAGAUGUUGGUGGAGCAAAACCCAAAUUAUCCCUACACUGUGCCACCGGGUUACCGAGCGUCAGGAGCUUGCUGGCACAGCCAUUUGGAUUGCAGUGGUUGGAGCGAUGCUUCAAAGGUCCCCCAUGUCAGCACUACCCACUUUUCUCCCCAAGUGCCCCUUUGGCAUUUCUGCCCCCCAGCUUGGGAAUGUAUUAGCUCCCCGAUAACUUUGGCUCAGCCAGAAGAUUUCUUGAUUCCAGGAAAUGACAUGACCAAGGAAGAACUGAAUAGGAAGGUAGAAGAACAGCUGGCCAGGGGGAGACUGUUCGUUUUGGAAGACAGUGAGAACAAAGAGAGCAGGAAGCCAAAGGAAAAGAAGAAUGUGGCAGACUUAAUAUCCUGUAAAGAGUCAGAGACCAAAGCUGCAAUAUCCAACAAGACUCAUCAGAAGGAGAGCGCUUCAGAAGAUCCAAGAGAAGGCACUGGCACCAGAGAUGAUGUAGCUGUCAACACAGACAAGUGCACACCUUGGCAAGAACUGGAAGUCUUUCCUCAGCCCAGCAUGAAUAAAGCUUCAGCCCAACCUUUCCACCAGAGUCGUCCAGGUACUUGGGAACUCUUUAUUGCACCCAUUCCUCAAGUCGAUGCUACGUUUGUUUGGGUGGACCAGUCAAUGAAGGAAGACAGGUCUGUUAUUGAGUCUGUUUUGCAUAUGAGGAGAAGUCACAGUGAACCAGCCAUACAGAGAGUACCAGUGACAGCAGCAUCUCUGGAUAGCCCAAGAGAAGCAGCGAGGAUAGAGUUCAGACGUCAGAAGCGAGAGCAGAGACAGCUCAAAGAGGAGCAGAAGCAGCGGGAGGAAUGCAUCCAAAAAGAGCUGCUGUGUGACAUUAAAAGGCACCGAUUGCUCCAGCGAAGCUUGCAAGGCUCACAAAAGCAGCAAGAGAACAGCGAGAGGGCCCAGCAGCGCCUGGCGAAGCUGCAGGUUGCCAGAGAGGAGCAGAUGAGGCAGGAAUCCUGCUUGCGGGAGGAGGAAAAGAACAAAGAGAGUCAAAGGCUGGAGUUUUUAAAGGUGCAGCGCAGGCAGAGAGACCAGCAGCUGAUGGAACGCAAGCAAAGAGUUGAUGCCCAGGAUAACAAAAGGCUGGAGCUACUCAAGAACAGGGUGCAGUCCAUGCAGAGAAAUUUGAAGGCUGCUGGGCAGGAACAGGACCCCAAGGAGAAGAAGGUGGCUGCCAAAAGGUGAGACUUCCAGAAGCGAGACUUGAUGUCCCAGCGAGUAGAAAAGAAGAGACAGGAAACUGAGGACCUCCAGCAGUAUCUCAGAGAGCAGAGGCUCCUCAUGCUCUGGGCCUCUUUGCUAUCAUGAAGACUCUGCCAUUUCAGCAAAUGAACGUUUGGAAAAUGGAUCUGGAAACAUUCACGUGUACCAUUCAACACACUGUUGAGGAUGGUGAAACCAUCCACUGAGGCUGUGUACAGAUAAUGGCUUAGAGCAGGGCUCCCCAGCCUUAAUGAGCCUGUGUGUGUCUUUGGAAUUCUGUAACAGGGUGAUGGGCAUGACCACAAAAUGGCUGCCACAAGAGGCAGACUUCUGCACAUACCUAGAGGAA
This is a messenger RNA of Heteronotia binoei (common prickly gecko), 2132 nucleotides long. RefSeq lists its product as uncharacterized. The record is from RefSeq and is a predicted model, not a curated record. Lineage: Eukaryota; Metazoa; Chordata; Lepidosauria; Squamata; Gekkonidae. The transcript is spliced from 8 exons. Bases 29 to 1765 code for a protein of 578 amino acids.